Molecule: messenger RNA, 552 nt
Organism: Cucurbitaria berberidis CBS 394.84
Lineage: Eukaryota; Fungi; Ascomycota; Dothideomycetes; Pleosporales; Cucurbitariaceae
Exons: 2
Coding region: 1-552 (183 amino acids)
Source: RefSeq, a predicted model, not a curated record
AUGAGCGUCGCCACGGAUGGGCCAGAAGACGUCUACGAGGCUCUUGAGCGCUACAAUUGGGACGACGAUGUCGAGUUCCAGUCGGGCCUGAGUGCCAUUCUCGGCAGCAACAGCUCGCCCGAGCAAGCCGCAGAGCUGGGGCUACGGGCACGAUGCUUCUACUUUGCACGCAAGUUCAGCAAGAACAUCGACUUCGAUGCCUACAAAGCCUACCGCCACGCUCGCAACCGCCCGCCACCAACACCGCCUACCACGAAUGGCGCACUGGCUGCUCCCAUGCUAGACCCCUUGGUCCAGGCAAGCUGCGACACAGCUGGCGGCCUCCUGCCAGCGCUUGCGAGCCCGAGCGAACCGCCAGCACCCUACCCAACCUCGUUCGCCCAAAUCGUCGAACUCAUCACCAGUGGCCAACCAGUACCGGGAAUCAAAGAGGUACCGCCCACGGUUUUGACGGGACAGGGCACACAACCCGCUCAGGCGAGGCGGAAGAAGCCAUGGGAGAAGGAUGAGCCUGCGCCAACCACCCAACAAGCGCAUCAGACGGUAUCCUAG